Messenger RNA from Etheostoma spectabile (orangethroat darter), 1456 nucleotides. RefSeq names its product NHERF family PDZ scaffold protein 1a (gene nherf1a). Gene Ontology annotation, molecular function: signaling receptor binding; protein-membrane adaptor activity. The record is from RefSeq and is a predicted model, not a curated record. The transcript is spliced from 6 exons. Gene Ontology annotation, cellular component: apical plasma membrane. The coding region runs from base 285 to 1322 and encodes 345 amino acids. Gene Ontology annotation, biological process: protein localization to plasma membrane. Lineage: Eukaryota; Metazoa; Chordata; Actinopteri; Perciformes; Percidae.
ACCUCCGGUGAGCAGCGAGCACGGGACGCGGUCGGAUUGGAGGUGAAAGAGAAGAUUGCAACACAGCAGCAGGUCGUAGGGGGAGGAUCCGAGACCGGGCGGCGCGCUGAAAACGCAACACCAGCAGGGGAAAGUUCACUGGGACUCAGUUCAGCGGAAGUGGAGCUCGAGCGAAGUCAGUUGGCCCAACAGGUGUCAGUAGUUUUGUGGCUCCCUGUUUCCAGCCUCUCAAGUGGUUCAGAAAAGUGAGUAGAAAAGUUUUAGUCGGUUAGAAGGGUAACAAGAUGUCAAACCUCCGACCCAGGCUGUGUGUACUGGAGAAAGGACCCAGCGGCUACGGGUUCCACCUGCACGGGGAGAAGGGCAAGACCGGGCAGUUUAUCAGGCUCGUGGAGCCCGACACUCCCGCCUCCGCGGCCGGGCUUCUGGCGGGCGACCGCCUGGUGUUCGUGAAUGGAGAGAGCGUGGAGGGCGAGAGCCAUCAGCAAGUGGUCGCCAGGAUACGUUCCACAACCGGGGCUCUGGAGGUUAUCGUGGUGGACGGCGAGACGGCGGAGCUGCUCAAGAAACACAACCUGCAGUGCCGGAAAGAGUUCGUCACGGAGGGGAUUCCCCUGCCCGGGGGGGACAGCGACUCUGACCGCGGGGACUCAAAGAGCAACGGCACCCCGAGGGGGUCCAGCCCUGUCCCGCCUGAGAACGGGGAUGCUUCCUCGGAGAGCUCGGACAGGUCGGGGAGGCUGAGUGUCAGCUCCAGCACCAAGGAGGAGAGGGGUGGGCUGCGGCCGCGGCUCUGCCACAUGAAGAAGGGAACCAGCGGCUACGGCUUCAACCUGCACAGCGAGAAGACCAAACCGGGCCAGUUCAUCAGAGCUGUGGACCAGGACUCUCCGGCACAGAGAGCCGGCCUCCGACCACAGGACAAGAUCGUCCAGGUGAAUGGCCUGUCAGUGAUUGGCCUGCAGCACUCUGAGGUUGUCGCAGCCAUCAAAGCAGGAGGAGACUCCACCUCGCUGCUGGUGGUGGAUGCAGAGACUGAGGAGUUCUUUAAGAGAUGUGGAGUCCUGCCCACGGAGGAUACGUCACCGUGUCUGCAGGCGAAGCCCAAAGUGUCAGUGAGCUCGUCAGCGUCCAGUGCGUCCUCCACCGCCUCGCUGCCAGCAGAGAUGGAGCGGGCCCCGAGGACGGCCCCUGCAGCUGACAGCCUGGCUCUGAGCAUGUCGCUGGCCGAGGCCAAAGAGAAAGCUCGGCAGAAACGAGCUGCCAAGAAAGCCCCGACCAUGGACUGGAGCAAGAGGAACGAACUGUUCAGCAACCUAUAAUCAUCAUCAUCAUCAUCAUCAGGUCUUUCCAGACCGUCUUACCACCCUUUGUCCGCUCCCUGGAUUUGGUUUUAGCUGGACACAAUGUUCAUUUACAACAUUUUAAACUCAUCUCAAACAGUAUUAUUUGAUGA